CCUGCUAAGAUGAGUCCAUGUUCUGGCCAGCGCUGGACACAUCCUCUCUCCUCCGUGCCGGGACAGCAGCUCAGCCCUCACCAUGAACGACAUCUACAAAGCAGCGGUUGAGCAGCUGACCGAUGAGCAGAAGAACGAGUUCAAGGCAGCCUUCGACAUCUUCGUGCAGGAUGCAGAGGAAGGCUGCAUCAGCACCAAGGAGCUGGGCAAGGUGAUGAGGAUGCUGGGGCAGAACCCCACCCCCGAGGAGCUGCAGGAGAUGAUCGACGUGGACGAAGAUGGCAGCGGGACCGUGGACUUUGACGAGUUCCUGGUGAUGAUGGUGCGGUGCAUGAAGGACGACAGUAAGGGGAAGACAGAGGAGGAGCUGGCCGAGCUGUUCCGCAUGUUCGACAAGAACGCAGACGGGUACAUCGACCUGGAGGAGCUGAAGGUGAUGCUGGAGUCCACGGGGGAGACCAUCACAGAGGACGACAUCGAGGAGCUCAUGAAGGACGGCGACAAGAACAACGACGGCAAGAUCGACUACGACGAGUUCCUGGAGUUUUAUGAAAGGAGUGGAGUAAUGGAAACCCAGAUUCAGGCCCCUUCCCCUUCCCCCCCGCACCCCCCCCCUUCCCCCGGCGUUAUUUUUGUACUUCACUUCAUGACUUCAUGGUUAUCUAUGGAGAACUGGAAACAGAUUUUGGAGCGAUGACGAAACUUUGGAACAACUUUGCAAGAUUCAACUCAAUAAGAUAUACAAAUGUUCCUGUGUUUUCUACUAUCAUCUCUUGCAUUGUUGUAAAUACAUGUUGUAACUAGACUUUGGCGUUCAUGAAUGCUGAUAUGGUGUGAAUGUAGACAAAGUUUAAUUUGACUUUCUAUUAAAGCGACACACAACAUCGGUUGGACUAAUUCAAAUAUCUUUGAAGUUUGAAAGACACGGUUACAAAAUCGUAAUUCUGAAUUAAAAAGAUAGAUACUAAGAAAUGUUGCCUUCCUUGGCAAAGUAGUGGCAUAGUAUGGCCACAAGUAUGUUUUUGAACAUUCAGUCUAUUUUCUUUUGUUACAUUUCUGUAUGUUGAAGAUACACUCAGGCUGCUGUUUGCUUUGAAAUCCCCUGAACAAACACUGUAUGCCUACAAUGGAUCCACACCAAAUAAAAAGGAUGAAUUAUGCCCAAGCAG
Gadus morhua (Atlantic cod) is the source of this 1169-nucleotide messenger RNA. Its product is annotated as troponin C, slow skeletal and cardiac muscles-like. The record is from RefSeq and is a predicted model, not a curated record. Gene Ontology annotation, cellular component: myosin II complex. NCBI's taxonomy places the organism in Eukaryota, Metazoa, Chordata, Actinopteri, Gadiformes, Gadidae. Gene Ontology annotation, molecular function: calcium ion binding.